This is a messenger RNA of Papilio polytes (common Mormon), 972 nucleotides long. RefSeq lists its product as uncharacterized. The record is from RefSeq and is a predicted model, not a curated record. Bases 1 to 972 code for a protein of 323 amino acids. The transcript has a single exon. Lineage: Eukaryota; Metazoa; Arthropoda; Insecta; Lepidoptera; Papilionidae. Gene Ontology annotation, molecular function: protein binding.
AUGCGUCUUGGAACGCUAGCUCUAAUAUUGGCAGCAGCAAACGCCGUUCCUGUUUCAAAAGAAAACAAAUUAUUAGUAACAAAUGACGUCUACCCUGAACAAUACAUCGUUUAUACUGGAGAAUAUGACAUUGUCAAGAUAACUGUACCUUUGAAUCAUUUAAAUUAUGGACGAAACGCUGAGAAUAGAUAUCUAUUCUUCUUCGUCGAAGCAGAUAGAGAUGCAACCGGCAAACGGAUAGAUAAAGGGUUGUAUGUUUUCAAAAAUGGAAAUGCUAAAAAACUUUUAGAUAAUGGUAGAGAUGUCGCUGCUGCGGCUGACGACAGUAAAGAUGCAUAUUUUGGUGCUGAAGAUGGUAUCUACAAAUAUAACGAUAAGAGCAUAUCAAUUGAAAAAUACGGUUCAAUAACUGACAGUAUAAUUGGAAUCGCUAAACCAUCAGAAAAAGAUGUGAUUUAUAUAUUAACUGAUAACAAAGAAGUAUUUACUGUCAGUGAAAAUGGUAACAAGAAGAAGAAAAUCAACGAUAUUGUGAAUGCUGCACAAAUAAUAUUGGAUUACGAUAAUAACCUUUAUUACGUUGAUUCUGAUAAACAGGUGUUUGUGUACAAUUUUGUUGGUAUUAAAAAGAUUCAUGGAUUACCAGAGUUUAUAUCUAACGCACAAUUAUUGAAGCCACCAGUGACUUCUGACGGUCAUGUACCGAUAGUGGUUGAUAAUAAAUUAUAUUUGAUAAACGACAGUGGUAAAGCUGAGGUGUUCAAUAAUAUUGAAUUCGGACCUGAUGGUAAACCGAGUGCGUAUGCUAUGGAAGCAGGUUUGAUGCAUUAUUAUGCUAAAGAUAAAAAGAUAUACGAAUUUGACGUUCUUGAUAUAUCUAUACAUGGAAUAAAAGGUUUUUUAGGUAGUGUUGUUGAUAAAUAUGUAUCUCUUGGAGAAGAACUUAUUACUCUGUUAGGUUUUAUUAGUUAA